Messenger RNA from Rosa chinensis, 1677 nucleotides. RefSeq names its product putative UPF0481 protein At3g02645. The record is from RefSeq and is a predicted model, not a curated record. NCBI's taxonomy places the organism in Eukaryota, Viridiplantae, Streptophyta, Magnoliopsida, Rosales, Rosaceae. The coding region runs from base 200 to 1513 and encodes 437 amino acids. The transcript is spliced from 2 exons.
AAAUUUCAUUUCUAUUUCAUCGACAUACCGGUGGAGAUCGCAGCAAACCAUCUGCAUUGAGCUUUUCUAGUUUUCUAGUCAGGAAGCUAGCUAGCCAUCGAAGGCAACCACAACAUACAUAUAGCUCGCGCCUCGCAGCUCGUAAUCCGUAAUCAUCAUCAUCAUCAGCAUCACCACCAACCUAAUACAUCGGUAGGAAAUGGAAGGACGCAUCAAAGAAAAUCCGUACAUUCUGUUAGAAGCUUCACUGAUGAAGGAGUUGGAUAGAUUGUCCCCCAUGACCGAUUCGCGCUGUAUCCACCGGGUUCCUCCUCGACUACGGCUUGUACGUGAAAAGGCCUAUGCACCACGGAUAGUCUCAAUAGGCCCACUUCAUCAUGAAGAAAAAGCCUUGAAAACCAUGGAAGAACACAAAAUGAGGUACCUACAAUAUUUUUUGGGUCGAACAAAUUUAAGUCUAAUGCAUUAUAUAGAAAAGAUAAAGAAUCAAGAAGCAGAAUUACGUAGUUGUUACUCAGAGACCAUUGAGCUUCAAAGUGAUGAAUUCAUAAAAAUCAUUCUAGUGGAUGCCAUCUUCGUCAUUGAGUACUUAUUUAGAUACUGGUACCCUGAAAUUCUACAUGAAAAUGACUGCAUGUUUGGAGAACCUAAGAUGUCGAGUGUUGUAUGGCUCGACUUGCUGAUGCUUGAAAAUCAGCUGCCAUUCUUCAUUCUUGAGGACCUAUUCGAUCCGGACAUAUUUCCGGUCUCAUCUGAGUACUCUAACAGAAUUGACGGUGUAGAGAGGAUUUCAAUAAUGUUUCUUUUUCAUAAAUUUUUGGCUGAACGUGGAAUAUAUAUAGGGGGAAAGGUAGCCAAGUUGGAAACAAUAUCGUGUUCCGAAGUAAAAGUACAACAUUUCGUUGAUCUGUUGAGAAGGUUGUAUAUAGCACCAAUAUUGAAAGCGGAAGCUACAAGAAGACCCAUAGCAUUUAAUGCACCCAGUAUUGAAGAGCUACAAAGGGCAGGAAUCCAGUUUAAGGUGGGUUCCAACAACAACUUGUUUGACAUACGAUUUGAAGACGGGAUUUUGGAAAUUCCAAAACUGGAGGUGGUGGAUUCAACAGAGGUUAUACUAAGAAAUUUAGUUGCCUUUGAACAAUGUGUAGGAACAGAUGAUACAUACCUGAGUGAUUAUGUUUCCAUCAUGAGUAAGUUUCUGGACGCCCCAAAAGAUGUGGCAUUGCUUGUUGAGUAUGGAAUUGUUGAAAAUUGGUUAGGUGGCAAUAAUGAGUUGUCUACUAUGAUUAAGUACAUGGGAACAGGGGUUGAUGUUGGCCCAGAGAAAUUCUAUUAUGAUACUUUGUGUGAAGACUUGAACAAGUACUGCAGUUCAACAUGGAACAGAAGGAUGGCAAAUUUGAGACAGAAUUAUUUCAACACACCUUGGGCAACUAUUUCUUUCAUUGCAGCAGUUCUUCUCCUCAUACUCACAGCCAUUCAAACAAUCUGCUCGAUUAUCUCUCUUCUUUGAGCAUUAACAACAAUGUGCACACGUACUCCAUUUUUUAUUAGAGCACAUCUCAUUGUUUUUAGUGUGUAUGAGAAGGCCCAACUUUUGUUGGUGACAUACAGAGCGCGUGAAUGGGCAUUGUGGGUGGAAGUGUGCAUUUAGCCCUGGUGAUAUCAGGUAUUAUU